AUGAAUGAGUUGAUUGAUGAAAUGAAAAGAAGCAAAGAGAAUAAAAGAAAAAUAAGCUCGGAGAUUGAAAGCGAUAUAGAUUUAACAUCUGAUGAUAUUGAUGAUAGUAAUAGUAAGGAGGGACAGUCUCAUCUUUCAAAAGGUAAAUGGAAGUUGAGAGAAUCUGGAACUGGAAAAUCAGUGGGGGGAUUAAGUAGAUUUUUUGCUUCAAGAACAAUUCAUGGAGCCCAACCUUCAAUUAAGAGUUUUAUGUGUUCGAAUGAGAUGCUUACACAAGCAAAGAUGGCUAUAGCACGCUGGUGGUAUGAUUCUAAUCUGCCUUUUAAUGCAGCUCAAUCCAAGUUUUAUCAACCAGCUAUCGAUGCCAUGACUGCCAUCGGGCAAGGAUUCAAGGGCCCUUCUUUAUAUGAGUUGAGAGGAAAUUUGUCAAAAAUGGCUGUGAAUGAGGUUCAAGAGUAUUUGCAACAAAUUAAGAAGAUUUGGAAUAAAACUGAUUGUACACUAAUGGCAGAUGGUUGGACAAAUCAGAAGCAACAAUUAAUAAUCAACUUUUUAGUUUAUUAUCCGAAAGGUACAAUGUUCUUGAAGUCUGUUGAUACAUCUGGCCUUAGAAAAGAUGCUGAAACAUUAUUUAAUAUUUUUGAUGAGGUUUUUCAAGAAAUUGAAGCUGAGAAUCUUAUGCAGUUCAUAACGGACAAUGAUGCAAGCUAUAAAACUGUAGGAAAAAAGUUACAGCAGAAGUAUGGCUCUUUAUACUGGUCCCCUUGUGCAGCUCAUUGCAUAGAUUUGAUGUUGAAGAAUUUUUCUGAUCCAAGAUAUUUUUCCAUUAUUGAUGAUAAUAUAAAAAAUGCAAAAAAGAUAACAAAGUUCAUCUAUAACCAUGGUUGGGUUUUGGCAUUGAUGAGAAAAGAUUUCACCAAAGGUCAUGAUUUGUGUCGUCCUGCAAUUACAAGGUUUGCGACAAAUUUUUUAAGUAUCCAAUGCUUGCUCUUGUUUAAGAAAGAACUGAGACAAAUGUUUACGUGUGAUAAAUGGAUUGCAUCAAGUCAUUUUAAAAGCAUCAUAGGGAAAGAGAUAGCUGUGAUUGUUUUAGAAGAUAAAGAGUUUUAG
Molecule: messenger RNA, 1110 nt
Organism: Carya illinoinensis
Lineage: Eukaryota; Viridiplantae; Streptophyta; Magnoliopsida; Fagales; Juglandaceae
Exons: 1
Coding region: 1-1110 (369 amino acids)
Source: RefSeq, a predicted model, not a curated record